This is a messenger RNA of Boleophthalmus pectinirostris (great blue-spotted mudskipper), 1532 nucleotides long. RefSeq names its product gastrulation brain homeobox 1 (gene gbx1). The coding region runs from base 229 to 1200 and encodes 323 amino acids. The transcript is spliced from 2 exons. Gene Ontology annotation, molecular function: DNA-binding transcription factor activity, RNA polymerase II-specific; RNA polymerase II transcription regulatory region sequence-specific DNA binding. Gene Ontology annotation, biological process: regulation of nervous system development; regulation of transcription by RNA polymerase II. Gene Ontology annotation, cellular component: nucleus. Lineage: Eukaryota; Metazoa; Chordata; Actinopteri; Gobiiformes; Gobiidae. The record is from RefSeq and is a predicted model, not a curated record.
CUAUAGAGCACAGAGCGGCUGUUUAUGUCUUAGUGUGGUGGGACAAAUAAGAGCGAAAGAGUAGCCACACACAACAAAGCUCCCCCCGCUCACUGACAGCCACAGAAGCCAGCGCUCCACUCGCCCGGGAUGACAGCACCAGGAAGGACGUACUUUCUCACUCGUUGUGCGCACUAAAACUUUACAAAGGCUGAUUUUUCACCUCAUCCGAACUCAAGCAAAGUCGCCAUGCAGAGACCCGGAGGACAAGGGACUGCGUUUUCUAUCGACUCUCUGAUCGGGACGCCCCAACCCAGGCCGGGACACCUGCUCUACACGGGCUACCCCAUGUUCAUGCCGUACAGACCUCUCGUUAUUCCGCAAGCGUUGUCCCACUCGCCCCUGUCGUCCGGUAUCCCUCCCCUCGCUCCGCUCGCGUCUUUCGCCGGACGUCUGACCAACACGUUCUGUGCCAGUCUGGGACAAGCCGGAGUGCCAUCUAUGGUGGCGCUAACCACCACCAUGCCUAGUUUUUCGGAUCCACCGGACAGUUUCUACCCUCCACAGGAGCUGCCCGGGCCGCGGCUCAGCGCAGCCGAGCCCGGGGCGAGGAGGCAGGGGGACAGUCCGCAUGGAGACGAGGUACACGGCCGGGAAAAGGGCGCAGACCUGCUCAACUUCUCCGACACUUUUCAAACCAUUUCAGGUGAAACCAAAUUGUACAGUUCAGACGACGAGAAGCUGGAGCUGAAGUCUGGGGAUACAGCGUGCAGCGAGCGCGAGGACAGCUCCGGGGACAGCGAGAACGAGAGCUUCUCUGACGGCAACACGUGCGGUCCCCUGUCCCAGAAGAGUAAGCUGAAGAGCGGCUCCCAGGAGACGCUCCCGGGCGGCGGCUCCGCGGGGAAGAGCCGGCGCAGAAGAACGGCCUUUACCAGUGAACAGCUGCUGGAGCUGGAGAAGGAGUUUCACUGUAAAAAGUAUCUGUCUCUCACUGAACGCUCGCAGAUCGCACACGCGCUCAAGCUGAGCGAGGUGCAGGUCAAGAUCUGGUUUCAGAACCGCAGGGCCAAGUGGAAACGCAUCAAGGCCGGGAACGUCAACAACCGGUCAGGGGAGCCGGUCCGGAACCCCAAAAUAGUGGUGCCCAUCCCGGUGCACGUGAACAGGUUCGCGGUGAGGAGUCAGCACCAGCAGAUAGAGCAGGGCAGCAGGCCGUGAGCGCACAGGACUCUCAGACUGUACUCAGAAGCACACGAGGGGCUGCGAGGACUCAUUUGGAGACACAGCGCUCCUUUUUAUUUAUUGUCCUGUAAAUAUGUACAUAAUGUGUAUGGGAAAAUAAGGAUUCAAAUGGGCACUAUGUCAUAAGACUGUAAAGAUUUUUUAAGUAUUUAUAUGUGGGCCAGAUGUUCUCUUGGUUCUGUUGUGCAUGUUCCGUUGGUGACUUUUGUGUUUUCGUACAUUCGUUGAGCACAUCUGCAUGUUUCUCGUUUUGUUUGUUUGUGGGAACCACGUUUGACAACGCUCCGGAAGAAAAGGAAAUAAUGACC